This is a messenger RNA of Hippoglossus stenolepis (Pacific halibut), 1415 nucleotides long. Its product is annotated as transportin-2-like. Gene Ontology annotation, biological process: protein import into nucleus. The record is from RefSeq and is a predicted model, not a curated record. Gene Ontology annotation, cellular component: nucleus; cytoplasm. The transcript has 8 exons. The coding region runs from base 133 to 627 and encodes 164 amino acids. Gene Ontology annotation, molecular function: protein binding; nuclear import signal receptor activity. NCBI's taxonomy places the organism in Eukaryota, Metazoa, Chordata, Actinopteri, Pleuronectiformes, Pleuronectidae.
AAUUUGUCAUCUUUGUGUUUCUUCCAGUGUUUAUCAUCCGUAGCCACUGCUCUGCAGAGCGGCUUUUGCCUUACUGUGAGCCUGUCUACCCAGCGCUGUGUCACUCUAGUCCAGAAGACACUAGCUCAGGCUAUGAUGUACAACCAGCAUCCAGACCAGUACGAGGCUCCUGACAAGGAUUUUAUGAUCGUUGCCCUGGAUCUGCUGAGCGGCCUGGCCGAGGGUUUGGGGGGGAAUGUGGAACAGCUGGUUUCCCGCUCCAACAUUAUGACUCUCCUUUUCCAGUGCAUGCAGGACACAAUGCCUGAAGUGAGGCAAAGCUCGUUUGCUCUGUUGGGUGAUCUAACUAAGGCCUGCUUCGUCCAUGUGAAGCCUUGUAUUGCUGAGUUCAUGCCGAUCUUGGGGCUCAACCUGAACCCAGAAUUUAUCUCUGUGUGCAACAACGCCACCUGGGCCAUUGGGGAGAUCUCCAUGCAAAUGGGUGAGAAAGCAGCAAUUACAAUUGGCAGACUGGGUUAUGUUUGUCCGCAGGAAGUGGCACCACAGCUGCAGCAUUUUAUAAGACCAUGGACUUCGUUUUCUUCUGCGACGCUGUGGCCUCGUGGGUCAACCCCAAGGACGACCUGAGAGACAUGUUUUAUAAGAUCCUUCAUGGCUUCAAAGACCAGGUCGGAGAAGAGAACUGGCAGCAGUUCUCUGAGCAGUUCCCCCCUCUGUUGAAGGAGCGUCUGUCUGCCUGCUACGGUGUCUAACCCAAACUCCCCCUGGUCCACACAGGACACAGACCUGUUAGGUUAAUGUAGGGGUAAUGCCCCUUUAGGCUGAAUACUGACGGGCGACUCCUCUAGGUUUAACUGGUAGGCGAGUGUUUUGACGUGAGGUGGCCACUCAUUCAUCAGGGGCAGGACAGAUGCUCCUGUGCCACAAAGAAUUGGAGGAAAAGGCUUUACCUCUCCUCACUAUGUUGUGAUACACUACGCUACAGAAUAAAAUUUAAAUGCAAGUUUGUCCAAAAGUUAUUUUGUUUGUUUUUCUUUUAUUUUGAUGUAUAUGUGACAGUUAAGUUUUAUUUAUUUAUUUUUUUGUGCUCCAGUGCACAAAUUGUUUUGGACUUUAAAAGUUUUUUUUUUUGUUCUUUUUAUUUAAAGAAUAACUUGUUUUAUUUGUUUUAUAGCGGACCAUUUGUUUAUAUCAAAUUUGAUGUUGUGGUCGGACUGAAGGCGAGUCGGUGCUUGGUGCAUACCUUAGGGAAGAAUGUGGAAAAACUAAUUCAUAACUUGUUUCAAUCUCGUAUAAAGGCUGGCAAUUGAAUUUGAUGUAGUACCAUUUUUUGCUGAACUGUGGUGCAGGUGGGAUAUAUCCCUUUUUAUUACAUUUUUGUGAAUAGGGGAAAAUAAAAGUGUUUUUCUAUUAAA